CACGUGCCUCUCACCGCCAUCUCCUCUCUCUCCCCUUCUUUGCUUCCCUCUCGCACACCCCAUCCUCACGCGUCCGGUCCAACAUGCCGCUUCUGCACUACCCGCCGAUGCCGCGCUCCGCCGAAGAGAUGCUCAAUCCCGUCUUCAGCGGGCACAUGGCGGCGUACAUCCCCGGAGACGGGCCAGCACCAACGCCCGAGUCAUACGUGCCGCCGGACAAGCCGACGCUGCUGUUCCUCCCCUCCGAGAUGCUGCAGACGGCCGUCGUGUACGACUCUCUCGCCUCGUCGCCGGCGUUCGCCGCCUUCAACGUCCUCCUCUACGAGUUCGGCGUGCAGGUGCCGGAGCACGCACUGUCGCUCGCUGCCGCACCUACCGCACUGCCGCCCGAUGCCGUCUCGUUUGUAGCGCAGGACAUUCUCGCUGCGUUGCGCACGCUCGCGUACCUGCCAAACGACGAGGAGCUGGCGCAGGGAGUCAAGAGCGAGAAGCUGCAUCUCGUCGGGUGCAGCAUGUCGGCCAUGUCGACGCUUGUCAUGGCAGCGCUGCUUGGCGACGUCGUCGAGACAGUCAUGCUCAUUUCGCCGCUCGCACUCGGACUCACCGCUCAUACGUCGUCUCCCGCGCAGGACGAGCAGCUGGCACGCGACGUCGACGAGGUCUUCGACGAGUGGUGGCACUACCGUCGCGAGGCACGGGCGUUCUGGAAGGCCGACGAUGCAAGCGGAGCGGGGCAACUGGAGCUCGAGAAGAAUGCUCAUCGCCUGGUGCUGCCGAGAGGCGCAUCGGACGGCCUUAGACAUCACUUCAUGAACGAGCAUCCUUGGCCCCGUCAUCUCGAGUCCCUCAUUCUCUCGCAUUGGUGUUCUCGCUGGGUCGUCAAGGCGCACGAGUGGAACGAGAUGCGCGCACUCGUGCAGCUUCUUGAGGCGGAACGGAGCCGUGGAGGGCCGGCGUGCCCUGCUAGUCUGGCGGACGUGAAGGCGAGGGUGCUCGUCGUUGCAGGCAGCGAAGUGGAGCGGGCGUGGAAAGAGAGCAUUCCGGCACUGCAAGCGGCACUCUCGAACGCAGAGUUCCGUCUCGAGACGCUCGAGGGCGCGCCGAUGCUCGUGUGCGUCGCUGAGCGCUUCUCUGGGCGCGUGCGCGAGCUGCUCGCACAGCACCUCUCGCCUGAUGACGUCCAAACGCAAGUCGCCGCAAGGAGGAGCUCGUCAUUGCAGCUCGACAUGCAGCAGCAGCUGCAGAAGACGCUUGAGGCGGCCGAGACAAGCGUCUGCGCGGACGAGAAGGAGGACGACGAGUUCUUCCUCGUCGCCGCCGAGCGCCCGCAGAUGACACGUCCGCUGUCGGUCGACUUCAACAUCGUCGAGCACGUCACCACCGAGCACGCCGACGAGCGCGGCUUGUGACGAGCUGCCCGGAUGUUUCGUGCGGCGCGAGUCUUUUCUUC
Molecule: messenger RNA, 1450 nt
Organism: Tilletiopsis washingtonensis
Lineage: Eukaryota; Fungi; Basidiomycota; Exobasidiomycetes; Entylomatales
Exons: 5
Coding region: 84-1409 (441 amino acids)
Source: RefSeq, a predicted model, not a curated record